Molecule: messenger RNA, 1929 nt
Organism: Brassica napus (rape)
Lineage: Eukaryota; Viridiplantae; Streptophyta; Magnoliopsida; Brassicales; Brassicaceae
Exons: 15
Source: RefSeq, a predicted model, not a curated record
UUCUUUUAGUCGGUUGUUGAGUUUAUUAAUCUUUAUUUUAGGUGGUUGAAAGAUUCAAACACAGCAAGAAAGUGCGUUGAAAAAACGUUAGAUAGCAAGAUAUAUAUUUGCAAACCAAAAUUGUAAAACCCGUAAACCCAUAUAUAAGAUUUAAAAAAAAACUUGAAGAUCAAGACUCUAACUUGAUAAACAAGUAAAUCUAAAGAUAUUACUUUAGGUAGUUAAGAAAGUUUACAUUAUAUAAAAGUUAUCUUAUAUUCUCGUAUCAAACACUACGCCGCUCUUCGCCUCCACAUUCACUACUAACUAAUUACCGUCUCCUUCAGCACUUGAUUCUUCGACGCUCAAGUAUAAGUAUCUGAUACACAAAUCCUCUCCUUCUAGAUAAUGGGGAACUGUCUGGCCAAACCGCCUCCGGUGGUGCUCGUUCCUCCCCUCUUUGAUUACCCUCCUCUCUCAGCUCGUAACAGGAUGUUGGAAUCAUCUUACGAUUUUCUCUUUGGGAAGCUUGCAUUGAAAUGUCUCUUUGAAGAUUACUUUGAAGUUAAAGAUGCAGAUCACUUUUCUGCAAAGUUUAUGUUGAAGCCUACUGAUGACCCUCAUGUGGACUUGGUUGCAACAGUUUCAUCCGCUGUAGAUGGUAAAGUAGAAGGAGAUGCAUCGUUUCGCUGGCAAAGUGAUGCUGAUGAUCCUCAUACUUUUGUAGACCUCUCUGUCUUAACAUCGACCACCAAUCCGGUUCUGCGGGUGAGGUCUUCUGGUUUCUGUCCUAAAUAUGGGAUUGGAGCAUUUCUAGUCUCCCCUUUGAUUUCGAAAAAGAAUGACAAGUUAUCUGACGAACAUGGAAUCAUGGGGUUGAGAUAUGCCUCAACAAAUUUGUCUCUCGGAGCUAUUGUCUCUCCUUUUACAAAGGAAGAAUGGCCAAAGAAUGCAUGGCUGGUAAGAAAGAUGGGAAGACUUACAGUAGGAGUGCAAUAUGAGCCGUUAUGUGGUAAAAUCAAAGACACCGAAAAAUAUAGAGACGUAAGGAAUUGGAGCUGUGCGGCUAGCUAUGGACUAGGUUCAAGAAGCCCCUUAAACCCUUCUUUCAACGUUGGCCUUGAAUUAACGAGGAACUCUCAGUCUAUUGCUUCGUUCUAUCAACAUUUAGUGGUCCAAAGGCAGGUGAAAAAUCCUUUUGAAGAAAACAAAGUAGUUGGAAUCACAAACUACAUUGACUUAGGUUUUGAGCUACAAACAAGGGUUAAUGAUUCCAACACAUCAAACAGUCUGUCAGAUUCUUCUCUGUAGAUGGCUGCGUCUUGGUAGGCCAAUAAGAACUUCUUGUUGAAGGGUAAAGUCGGAGCUCUAAGUUCAACAUUCACAUUAGCGUUCAAGUCGUGGUGGAACCCGUCUUUCACAUUCAAUAUUACAGCGACCAAUAAUCAUCGGACUGGAAGAACAGCAUGUAGGUUCGGUCUCCGCGUUGAUAACUUAAGGGAAGCUGGUUACCAAAGAGCUGAUCCAAACUUCGUAAUGCUGACACCAAACAAAGAACAUCUCGCUGAAGGGACUGUGUGGAAAAUGGGGGAGAGACCAAUGUUUCAAUCCGAUUUAGACGCAGAGAAUUUCAGUGAGCUCCCAAAAGAACUUAGACCGCCUCAGAAUAUUCUCUAAACUACAUAAAUCUCAGUUUUUCUUUAAUUUUGUCACAUUUCAAUGAUAUGUUGACAAACCAUAGAGUUCAACAUGGUGACCCUCUUCCGUUACGAACCUAUAAAGAAAAAGAAAGAUUUAAGAGUUUUCUAUUGGGAAGUUUACAAAAAUGAUUCAAAUUAGUCCAGUUAUUACUAGAGUAAGGCAUAAAAGUUUUAAAUUACUAAAAUACUUUUAUGGACGAAAAUAUUCUUAUUAACAGUUGUACCCAAAUACGUAUAUUACAAAAGUGUC